UAGUCAGUUAAUUCAGUGUAUGCGCUGUUCUUAUGACCAUGCGUAUAAGAAAUACUUUCGAUCAAGGUACCUCCGCCCUCUGUUUUUCAUUGGAAAAGGUCAAGAUCUGAACAGAAUUGUUCACAGAAAGGUCCUCGAGGGACUGGUUCUUAAGCAGAAUAAGGAAACAAUCCAAGAUUGGAGCAAUGAGAAGAUUUUCAAAGAUCCCAUUGUCCAAGCACUCCUUCUCAAAAUUGAUGGGGUGGUACAAAACUACAAAGUCUAUGCAACUGUUGGUGGCACAGCAACUGAAGUAGAUGCAAACCUACGAAACAGCCUCUGGAAACCACGCCAAGUUUCCUUUUACAUUGGAUUUACCAUCAGAGGACCUGUAGCCUUUUGCAUCCAGACAGAAACUGCGGAAAAGGCAGUGGAGGUCACAGAGAUGGAUUUCUCAAAACAUGGACAAACAAAACCAGAACUGUGUGCCUGGCUAAACACCACUAGAGCCUCAGGUCAGCAUUUUGUGGAUCGUCAUCAGGCAGCUCUGAUUAACAGAGUGAGCGACACAGGAUUCAUCCUGGGUAAACUCAAGGAUAGGGGAUUGAUCUCAAAGGAGAACUAUAAUGUUGUGAGAGCUUUGAAAACCACAAAAGACCAGAUGAGCGGCAUUCUUCAGUGUUUGACUUCAGCCAGCUCAAGAGGCAAGGACGCCCUCUAUGAAAUCCUUAAAGGGAUGAGAAGCAUGAGGCCUCUCAUCCUUGAGCUUGAGGAAACUGAAUAAAGGAGGAACACGUAAAAUCCAGUCCAUCAUGUUGGUCAAGACUUGUUGCUGUUAAACAAAUGUGAUUACUUAGAUUUACGCCUAUUAGAUACACAGUUGAAUUUGGUUUCAGAAAAGGAAGUCAUCCAGUUCUGUCCCAGAGAUGAAGAAAUAGCCAGAAAAUCCUAUUGCGGAGGUGGUGGGCUGGGGUGGACGGAGGCAUGGUUGAAAAAUCCUAUGUUGUUGUUUAGGUUGGAGGACUUGUUGAAUAUGAGGUAUUAUUCAAACAAAUAUGAAAGCUUUUUGUCAUGAUCUAAAGGAGUCUGAACUGAGUUUAUGUCAGUUUGUCAUUGUGCUAAAAUUAAUAUAAAUAUUAUAUAUUAAAACAUAUACUGUUUUUCCUGAAGCAGUUAUCUUUCAAGUAGAGGGGAAGCAUGUAUGUUUUUCUUUGUAAUAAACAUUGACCAGAGUGGGGACAACAAGUUGAAGACAAAAAAUAAUAAAUUUCCACAGUGACAGUGGUAUAGUAACUAUAUAUGUCCAUGCUGCAUUCAUACCGUGGUCAUAUACCUAUUUAGGUCGCUUGGUCUCCUUGUGUAAUAAUGGUUGUAUAACAUCAAUCCUGUAAUGCACAAUCAAGUUAUAUACAUCGUUUUUUUGUUUUCAGGACAACUAUCAGAUGUGUGUGCUAUAGUGAUGUUUCUCAAUAGUUACGUGACAAGACAAA
Molecule: messenger RNA, 1469 nt
Organism: Micropterus salmoides (largemouth bass)
Lineage: Eukaryota; Metazoa; Chordata; Actinopteri; Centrarchiformes; Centrarchidae
Biological process (GO): regulation of apoptotic process
Cellular component (GO): cytoplasm
Source: RefSeq, a predicted model, not a curated record